This is a messenger RNA of Theileria parva strain Muguga, 201 nucleotides long. Its product is annotated as putative integral membrane protein. NCBI's taxonomy places the organism in Eukaryota, Apicomplexa, Aconoidasida, Piroplasmida, Theileriidae. The transcript is spliced from 2 exons. The record is from RefSeq and is a predicted model, not a curated record. Bases 1 to 201 code for a protein of 66 amino acids.
AUGAAUAUUUUCACAAUGAUUUUGAAAAUUUUCCUCCAAUUUUUCGUGUUUGUGGUCUACAUGGUAUUUUUGUUCAGAUACAUCAGAAUUGCCAAGGCGGGCAGCAAAUACGUAAAGGACAUAACUACUGCUGGAUGUGUACCUGAUAGCAAAAACAAUGGAAAGAUAGUACACAUUGUAACUGAUAAAUAUAAAAUAUAA